Molecule: messenger RNA, 870 nt
Organism: Drepanopeziza brunnea f. sp. 'multigermtubi' MB_m1
Lineage: Eukaryota; Fungi; Ascomycota; Leotiomycetes; Helotiales; Drepanopezizaceae
Source: RefSeq, a predicted model, not a curated record
AUGGCACCGGCAAGCACCGAAAUCACUUCCUGCCUCGUGAUAGUGAAAUCCCACAUCCUGCACACAUACGACGAUCCCCUCCUCGGGGAAAACUUCGUCUUGCCGGGCCACGUUGACUACGAAGCCGGUCCAGCAGUUGUAGCUCACAUCCGAGCCUUGGGGUUCCUGAAGAAGCGCCUCGGAGGUCCGUAUUUUGAUCUCGAGGCCAUCCGGGAUGGGCACUGUCGCUUGGCUUUUGCGGAGAGGGAUGUGAAGAAGACCAUGGUUACGAUAGUGUUGAAGAGCCAUGCUCGCUCAUGGAUGAUGCAGAUGACCGGUAGCAUUGGCCGCGCAGCUCGCACUGCUUUCUACCACGACCGACCAAUUCAUCUUCGCCAAUCCAAAAGACACUGCCCACUCGAGCUGCUUAGCCGCACGACAGGCACCGAUCGCGUGAUUGACGAGUUCACAUUUAGCUCCACCCAUAACCGACUUAUUGACUGGCGGUGCGUCUCCUUGCCUUUGCCUUCUCACAUCACCGUCCACCACAUCUACGUGAGGGACACACACAGUAUCCCAGGCAGCACCCUCCCCCCCCCCAUCCCCGACAGGCCCCCACUUUCGCAAUUCCGUUUCCCUCCGUUUACCUCCGUGGUCCUCCGUGGUCCUCCGUGGUCCUCCGUGGUCAACAUCCGCGGCGACCGUCUCUACCACGAGCACAUCGCGUGGGACCAAGCGUCCACCCUCCGCCAGCUGGCGACUCCUCCCCGAUUAUCUCCCAUACCCCUGAUGUCGAGAAACGGCGGUGAAAAUGCUGGACGCAAGCGCGGUGGUAAGCAACGAGAUGCCUUGGCUGUGGGAUCCGAGAGGUGGAUGAUCGUCAAGGUCUAA